Messenger RNA from Pecten maximus, 2027 nucleotides. RefSeq lists its product as uncharacterized. The record is from RefSeq and is a predicted model, not a curated record. Bases 52 to 636 code for a protein of 194 amino acids. The transcript has a single exon. NCBI's taxonomy places the organism in Eukaryota, Metazoa, Mollusca, Bivalvia, Pectinida, Pectinidae.
UUCAUUUCAAAAGACAGAACUUCAAUCUUCCGAAAUAAUAUUCGAUCCACCAUGGCUGUGAUGCAAAGACAACAAUUAGGAAUACGAGAGAUUGGUGAAUCAGUUACUGUUCCUCAGCAUAACGUAGCGCGGGCUAUGUUUUAUCUGAAAUGCAUAUGUAAUGUCUUGGACCUUAACGAUGAGAACAGUAAUCUCGGUAAAUUCACCGACUUCAGAAACUAUUAUCUGUUGUCAGAGGCCGAUAUCGAUGCUCUCACAAUACUCAUUGUUUCAGUGAAGCCAGCCGAACUUUUGGGUAAAUGUUUGUUUCACGAUGAGGAAAUUUGUGGAAAUUCAAACAACAAAUUCUUCGAGCUUGAAGACGUGAGACAAAAUAUGGUCAUUGUGAAUGACAUUUUAAUUGCCGGUCAACAACGGCGUGUGAAUAGGAUCAUGUUCUUUAAGAUGGCGUGGCUGCAGCUAUAUUGCCUCACUCCCUUGCAAGUGUUGGGUGAACGCCUGGGUAGGCGAGCCGCAGAAAUCGAAGCCAGAAAACGUGCUAUAACAUACCAGGCAGCACCAGCCUAUAGACAACAGCAGAGUACCCAAGCUCGUCCGUCCUGUCACACAACUUCCAGCUGCUGUAUCAUCCUUUAAGCUGUUCUAAAAUAUGAACUGGAACGUUUCAACGAACUUUUCGUCAUAUUCCGUUUGAUAUUCUUAUACCGUCCAUCGACCUUUUUAAUUAUAUUCAAGGAUUUGUCUUCGUUACGAACUUUUCUCUUCUAACGUUUUAUAACGACAUACCACACGACUUUGUGUUUGAUACAAUAUGGUAUUUUUUAAUAGUUAAGGGUGCUUUAGAUACUAAACAAUUUUGUUAGAUAUUUAUCACUAGAGUUAUUAUUAUUCAGAUUCAAUGGCGUGGUUUAAGUGUACAUAUGUAAAUCAAUUUUAAUGUGUGGGGAAAUGUGUUAUAUACGUUACAUACUAGCAAACUGAAAUAUAUCAUUGUUAUACGCUAUUCCUUAUUGCAUUUACAUAUAUCGUGAUUGAAGGACGCGGAUUAAAGUUUGAUAUACAUGUAUGCAUCAUGUGUAUAUGUAUAUAUAAAGAUGUAUUUGAUUUUUACUAAGUAAUUCGAGCUAAUCAAACUACUUGAAUGGGUAUAUAUCUACAUUUUGCAUGUUAAAACAGGAAACCAGUAACCUCAGAGCGGCUGUAAUUUCUCAUGCAGUGACAUACAUUUGAAGGGACAACGUAUAUCAUUUAAAUUUAAAAAGCAUGUUAACGAUAGUGAACUCAGUUAACAUAACGUUGAGGUUAUCAUGAAGAAUAAUUUUGUAGAGCACAGCGUUUCUGUUUAAGAUAUUUGAAAGUUCUCUUCCGAAAUAAAUUUUUGAACCUAUUUUUUCAUGAUUUUAACAUGAAUCGUUUCAUAACACGAUUGGCAUAUAUGAGUAUCAAGUAAUCGACACAUUGAAAUUAUACUGUAUAGAGCAGCAUUGCUGAUAUGUGGGUGUGUAUAGUAAUAAGAGCGCAGCUCUAGGGCGCCGAAGGCGCCCGAGCGAAGCUCUCUAAAUACUGGAAAACGGUACCUCCAACAAGAGUUGCCUCCCUUCCCAUACAUACGAACAAAGAAAAUCGUAUGGUCCAAAAAACCGGUACCGGAAUGGCUCAAAACCGGAUGUAGUAUUCCCAUGGGCAAAACUUUUUAAACAAUAUCAACACCAAAGUCUCACUAUAGUGUUUAAACAUUAGUAAUAUAUGACUUUUGUUCUCAGAUGAAAAAUAAGUAACAAAACAGCGGUAUGUUUUCGCUUUUAUUUUUAUCAUGUCGUCCGUAACCGAUCGGGAAUUUCCGAAUGUCAUCGUCUCCAUUCACGUCUGACCUAGAUACAUUGUACACAACAAGACAUGCGAAUACGUUGGAAUUAAACUCAGUAUAGGGUCCUGGUAAUUAUUUUUGUAUGUGGUUCCAGUCUGAUCUGAUCAAAGGUAGGCAUUUGCCGAUAACACUGUGUUAUGAUCGAUUCUAUUUUAUGAAA